Molecule: messenger RNA, 1734 nt
Organism: Pocillopora damicornis (cauliflower coral)
Lineage: Eukaryota; Metazoa; Cnidaria; Anthozoa; Scleractinia; Pocilloporidae
Product: WASH complex subunit 3
Biological process (GO): exocytosis; actin filament polymerization
Cellular component (GO): WASH complex
Source: RefSeq, a predicted model, not a curated record
UAUCGAAAUCGGACCAAAAGCGAAAGGUGCGAAGGCCUGACCUUUAUUUUGAUUUCUUUCCAGUACGUUACAGCCUUGAAAGUGUCGUGGAGUAGAUAUUAAUUACUAGCAGUAGUUGAAUUUACGCAAAAAAUUUAGGAAAAUGGACAGCGAUGGUUUACCUAUUGUAGGACCAAAUGUCGAUUACACCAAGGUUGGGCCAAUAAACCACAAGAGAACCUUAGCAUUCCUCAAUCAUUUUAUUACUCAUUCUGUUAGAUUCCUGAACAGAUUUUCAUGUGUUUGUGAAGAGAAAUUAGCAGAUUUAUCCAAUAAGAUCCAGAGAAUUGAAAUAAUGAUGAGCAUUUUAGAAGCCAAGUUAGCAUCUAUCCCAGGCCUUGAGGAUGUAACAGUGUCAACACCUGCGCCAAGUCAGCCUGACCAGGAAGCACCCGCUCCUGCUCCUGCUCCAGGCAUGGCUCCUCCUCCAGCUCCUGGUGCACCACAACCAUCAGCAGAAGCAUCCCAUCCACCCACCACAGAAGAACCAGCUCCAGAACCAGAGAAACCAGCAAUGACUGUUUCCAAAGAUCCUAGAUAUGCUAAAUACUUUCAGAUGGUUAAAGUGGGUGUCCCACUGAUGGCAAUUGCACCCAAAAUGCGAGCAGAGGGCCUUGACCCAAGUAUGCUGGAAAAUCCUGAUGCCCCAGCCCCAGAUGGUGGCCCAGCACCAGCCCAGGAGGAUGACUCUGACUCAGAGAUGUCAUCAACAUCUUCCUUUAGCGAUGACGAUUGAUAGAUGGUCAUUGGAUGAAAUGCUUAUGAUCCCUCUGUACUACAGCCUAAAAUGAACCUUCAAACGAUCUUAAUACUUUGAGGGGGAAAAUGUGAAUUGUUUAUUUGCCAAUAGUACUUUCAAGAACCAAAUUAAGAAUUUGUUUUUCAUUGUGAUGGAUGCCAGCUGAAAAAUAUUCUCUUUCUUCCUACCUGACGCAAUACAUCACCAAUCAUGACUUUUUUCUUUGUCUUUUGCUGCAUUUUAUCAUUUCACUUUGUCCUCCGCCUGUUAAAGUCCAUUUGACAAAUAGAUCCCAUGUUUCUGUGAGUCAGUUCAGUAACAGACAAUGUCAAAAUGUGGUAAGGGGCACACAAGGUGCCACUGAGCAUGUCACUAUUGUUCUCAUUUUGGUAUCUUCUGUGAUCUAUUACUGUACAGACAACAACAACAUACCAUCUACAUUUCUUUUACAUGAAGAAAAAGCAACAUGUUUUUAAUGUUGAUAUCUAUUGUGUCUGUCCUCCAACAGAUCAUAAGUAAGAACCAGUCAAAAUUCGAGCAUGAUUCAGCUUAUCAUAUAAAUAUGUACAUUUUUGAUAAAGCCUUCCUUUAUUUGAUUGUGCAAUUACAAAGGUCUUUAGUAUGUUUUCAUUUUUUUUCACAUCUUAUGUUAUAUCUUAUAUACAAGAUAUGAUUUUAAAAAUGUCCUUUACAGAUCUUUGAGGCAAUAGAUAAAGAAUGCAAUGUGCCUGCUUCCAAAAUUACAGUGUUGAAUAAAAUUUCUAAGUUAAAAGUCUACUUGAGUAGAAUUUGUAGAAGCGUAGUGGGUAUUACAUGCAAUUGAUACCCCCUGAAUUCUAUAGUCAUCAUCGUUAGAGUCUUAGUGUAGUUAUUUUACAAACAAAGAUGUAAUUAUUUGUAAAUAUAAAUUGAUGCAAAUUUUUACCAGCAAUAAAGCUUGUCAUGUCGAUGAAGAA